Molecule: messenger RNA, 1472 nt
Organism: Daldinia vernicosa
Lineage: Eukaryota; Fungi; Ascomycota; Sordariomycetes; Xylariales; Hypoxylaceae
Product: superoxide dismutase
Exons: 3
Coding region: 532-1176 (214 amino acids)
Biological process (GO): superoxide metabolic process
Cellular component (GO): mitochondrion
Molecular function (GO): superoxide dismutase activity; metal ion binding
Source: RefSeq, a predicted model, not a curated record
UGUAAGUUGAGCAAGUUUGCGCUCUUUGAGGCCGUUUCGCGACCCGCUUUUGGGAAACCGUCGCACAGCUAUAGAGUUCAGCGAGUAACCAACUAUUGUUAGUCGCUGUUACCCUUGAUAGACGGCGUACCUGCUAUAUCAGACUAAUUGGAACUUAAUGUACCUAAAGUAUCUAUUCGAGUCUUGAGGUAAAGAAGACGCAAGAACGCGGGGAAGAAGGCAAGAGUACCUUGAUGGUCAUCCGGCACCUGCUAUUUUGUGUUUGUCAUCAUUAUCAUCGCCAAAGUGCUCUUCAUCUUUACAGCACGUCACUUUACCCUACUUUGCCUCCCCUUUUUUAUUACUUCUACUUAUCAACUGUCCACAAACUGAUCUACCCGCAACACGGUAGAAGGCAUACAAACUCUUCCAGAUCGUACUACCGGUCGCAGAUUCUUCUACUUACCACCAAACUAUUCUUCGUACUCUGCAAUAUUCUCUGUAGCUAGAACUCUCCUAGCAGAUAUCUACAGUAUCAGCACACAUCUCAAAAUGGCCGCAAAGACGUACUCCCUUCCCCCGCUCCCGUAUGGGUAUGACGCUUUGGAGCCCAGCAUCUCCAAGCAGAUCAUGGAACUGCAUCACACCAAGCACCACCAGACCUAUAUCACGAACCUGAACAAGGCCCUUGAGGUAGAGGCCAAGGCUCGGUCGGAAGGUAGAUUGCAGGAUGCUGCGGCCCAGCUGUCGGCCAUCAGUUUCAACGGUGGCGGUCACAUCAACCACUCGUUGUUCUGGGAAGGUCUAGCACCUUCCUCCUCUCCCGACUCGAAGCUUGAUGCCGCCCCCAAGCUCUCCGGUGCUAUCAAGAACACCUGGGGUAGCUUCGACAAGUUCAAAGAGGUUUUCGGAACCGCUCUGCUGGGCAUUCAGGGGAGCGGCUGGGGUUGGCUCGUCAAGGAAGCCGUCAGUGGUCAACUCCGCAUUGUGACUACCGCGAACCAGGAGGCGAUUGUCGUAGGCGACACUCCCCUCCUUGGCGUAGAUAUGUGGGAGCAUGCCUAUUAUCUUCAGUAUCAAACCGGGAAGGCGGCUUACGUCGAGAACAUCUGGAAGGUGAUCAAUUGGAAGACUGCCGAGACGCGAUACGCUGGAACCAGAGAUGACGUCUUCAAGGUUCUCAAGGCCAACAUGUAAGGGUAGAUAACUAGGUGACAGGAGUGCAGUAGAUAUCUGCCAUAGGCCGAUAGUUUAAGGAACCGAAUUUCGUUGGGAAGACAUGCUCUUUGACGUUGAGUAACGAUCGUUGCGUUUCCGAUUCAAUUAGGCGACGUGCCGACCACUUUCCCCUGUAAUCUUGUUAAUGACGUAGUUAAGCUCUUGAUAAAGUGGAAAAUAUGUGAAACUGCGUGGGAAAUUAUUAGUAAAUCACCUUGAACUUGGAAUUCGUUUUAAUAGCCUGAUUUUUGAAAUAAACGAACACCGGGCUGACG